Molecule: messenger RNA, 4017 nt
Organism: Gadus chalcogrammus (walleye pollock)
Lineage: Eukaryota; Metazoa; Chordata; Actinopteri; Gadiformes; Gadidae
Exons: 10
Coding region: 855-2630 (591 amino acids)
Source: RefSeq, a predicted model, not a curated record
CGCCAAUGAGACAAUGAGCUAGAGACCAUAAGAGCGCCACGCUGUCUUUGCCUGGAGUGUAGAGAUAUCAUGGCUCCCAAACAAAUGAAUGGCAGGUGCUCAGUGUUCGGAUGUCAAAGUGACAAACUAAGUAGGCCUACAUUUGCAGCUCCUUCAUCCGAGUCUCUGAGGAACCAGUGGGUUCAUUUUGUUUUCGCUGGAAAUGCGCCGAUACGAAUUCCGAAAUGUGUGUUUGUGUGCGCCAAACAUUUCACCGACGACUGCUUCAUCAACUUGGGACAAUACAAAGCUGGAUUUGCUGAACUUCUGAAAAUGAAGCCUGGAUCAGUACCAACUCUCCUUGCCUCAGCUACAAACCGCGGACAAGUAAGUAAACUAACGCUGUAUCAUGUUCUGGCUUUACUGUGUAUGAUUACCUUGCUUGUUCCCCUUAGAAUGUGGCUUUAGCUAAUGCUCACCGUACUACAAACUAAUACAGCUGUCUUUUAACAGCUAAGUGACGCAGUAGUUCUAGCGUGAGACACAGGGCCUGAUUCCCAAGUUAGCCUUGGUGUUCUAUAUCAUUGGAGACAGUUUUCAACACAUUUCAUUCAGUCCUUCUAGUUCGCUCGUGCUAGGCUACCGCACGGCAACAGGCAUAAAUGAAUAAAGUUAGAAAUAAAAGUAACCUUCCAUCGCAUGAAUCAUCGCAUUUUGAGGGACUAUUUCCUCGGCAAUGGAGCUGGUAACCUAGGUAUCAGCAAUGCAAUGCAAUGUUGGUAUUUUCAUAAAUACAUAGGCCCACUCAUGUUCUCCCCUUCACGCCAGUUUCAAAAAAAUGUUUACAUUCAGCUGCCUCUCUCUAGGGAUGUUGCAUGCCAGACGGACAACGUGGGAAGUUUGAAAACGCAGGCACACAGCUAUCCUUUAGGACUUUGCAGACCCACAUUAAAAGUGAAGGUGUCCAGGCAACUGUGUUCUGCAAGGAUUUCGGUGUUGGCACAUCGAAUGCAGACCCUUUGUGCCUGUCAUCGACACCAAUAAGGAGACCAUCCAAAAGACCUCGGGUAGACCUUGAGGAAGAGCUGGAGGACAAUCCAUUGGAGGUCAGCUCUUUAUUGGAAGCUUCUAAUGGACCGGAUUCCACUUAUGAUCCUUCUGACUCCAUCACAGCAUUGUUAGACUCUACACUAAAGUCAGAAGAUUCAUCCACUGCAACACCCAACGGCAAGAAAUACAUGGUGUACGAGAGCUGCAUCAUGGAGUUGUUUAAUGCAUGUCCAGUCUGCACGAGGGCAUGUGAAGUUACAACCCAAAGGCUGGGGACAUUCCUGUCUGUGAAGCAGCAGUGCCCCCAUUGCACAUUCGGUAGACGCUGGAAUAGCCAGCCUAUCCUUGGGAGCACGCCAGCUGGAAAUCUGCACCUUUCUGCCGCUGUGUACCUGAGUGGUGCAUCUUUCCUAAAAAUCGAAAAGGUCUUCAAGGCAAUGAAGCUACAGUUGUUUCGGUAUGAAACAUUUCGCCGCCAUGCCAAAAGUUUCAUUGAACCAGCAGUUAUUCACCAGUGGAAAGUCCUAAAUGAUUUGAAUCUGCAGCGGCUAAGUCAAGAGGAAAUAGUGAUACUUGGUGGUGACAUGAGAGCUGACUCUCCAGGUCACUCUGCAAAGUAUGGGAGUUACACAAUGAUGGAUCUCCAUACUAACCCCAUUGUGGACAUUCAGUUGGUCCAGAGCAACAAAGUUGGUGGUAGCACCCAUAUGGAGAAGGAGGGACUGAAGAGGAGUCUAGCCUUACUGGAGUCGCGUGGCGUCCACCUUGACUGCAUUGUCACUGAUCGUCAUCCUCAAGUACAGAAGUUCCUCAGGGAGAGAAACAUAACCCAUUACUACGAUGUCUGGCACUUUGCAAAAGGUAUUUCAAAGAAGCUGUUGGCAAUCAGUAAGCAGAAAGACGGUGAGAAACUCAAGAAGUGGAUGAAGAGCAUCAACAACCACAUAUACUGGACUGCAGCAGGCUCAACCUCCGGGCCAGAGAGAAUCGCAAAGUGGACCUCGAUCCUGAACCAUGUUCGAGAUGUCCAUGUACAUGAAGAUCCUCUUUACCCCAAGUGCGAGCAUGCGAUCCGCCAGACAAGUGACCGGAGUAAAUGGCUUCAAGCUGCAACUCCAACUUUCUCCAAGUUGGAGAAGUUGCUGACCAAUAAAAGGGCGCUGAAGGAUGUUGCAAAACUGAGCCCCCACCACCAAACUUCAUCUUUGGAGGCUUUCCAUGCGGUUAUUCUUCGUUUUGCCCCCAAAAAUGUUGUCUUUCCCUUUAUUGGAAUGCUGUGCAGACUCUACCUGGAUGCUAUGCAUUCAAAUUACAAUGUGGACCGACCACAGGCCGAAACAAAGGAAGGAGUACCGAUUUAUAAAAUGUCCUUUGCAAAGGCUAGGAAGGGAGCUAAACCACAAAAAACACAGCAGACCUUUGGUUACGUUGAUGACAUCAUGGAUGUCAUUUUUGAGGAAGUCUUUCCCAACCCUACGCCAUACACCGAGGCCCUGUUGGAGAUCCCUGUUCCAGAGCCCCUAACGGCACAGUAUGAGAAGCCUGACAAGGAGGCGGUCAUCAGCAGCCUUGUGUCAAGGUUCAAACGGGGGGAUGUUUAAAACCAACAUAGUGGCCUUCCUCAGCAGGAAACUCAACGCGGAUACGCAGGACCACACAAGCUGGAAUCACAACCCGGAUACGGCGUCCCAGGUGGCCCCAGCACCAGCUCACAAAGGAACGAUAGGAGAGAUACCUGUAGCGACUGAACAAUUGAUCCAGAGAUUAAGUCUUGCAGAGAUUUAUCAUUGCUUUGUGUUAUGAAAAUAAAUAUUACUAUGCUCCUAUGGCUGGUUUGUUCUGUAACUAUUUAAGUUGUUUUUUUUAGCUUGGAUAUAAAUACAUCUUCACAAAAUUAGGCACAAGAUUGAGAACAACUUCAUUUAUUUGAUUAAAUUCUGUAACAAUGCACAACUUACUUGUGUAUUCUUCUCAAAUUUAGAGGACCAUAGUCGGCUCUAUAUAUUUGGCUGGAAUUCUGAAUAGAGUAAACAUUUAGGCAGACCGGCUCCAAUCCAGGAUGGUCAACCAUACACGUUAGCUGUAGUUCGACCUCCCGUAGUCUUCUAGUAACCUAAUUAGAAUUUGAAAGGGUAAGUUUUAUUUUUAUGCAUUGUGUCAAAUGAAGAGACAAAGUAGUUUCCAAUUUAGUGGAGAGUGCUACCUGCGGUAUCUCCAUGCAGCAAAUAUUCUCCGCUUCUGUGGGCAUGGACGCACAUUUUCCACAACGGCACCUAUCCAUAAAAUAAAGGUAGAUGUAAUAAUGGCAGAGGUCUGACUAUAGUGGCUCUGGUUAGUGUCUAUAGCUAUACAUAUGACAGUGGACAAGCUGAUGUUAGACGUAAAUCUUCACGAGUAAAUCAUGGGUUAUGUGUAACAUGACUUCAAUAUAGGUUGAAAUUAACCCAUCAAAUGAGCCAGUGACUUCUCUAAACUACAAAGAUGACUGAUAUAGAUGCUAAUAUAACGUAACGAUAGCAAAUCAGCAACUUUGACAGCCAACAACGUAGGCUAGCGUUAGCACAUGAUAAUAACUAACCGCAUACAUAAACAAACCAACUAAAGUACCGUAUCCAGACACAAUAUUUUCAAUUACCAUUCAGAGACGUCCUGCUGUAGCCGCUGAGUAGGCCUACCAACUUCUUCAGGUGCUUCGGAAUCCGGAUCCGAUUCUGGGUCAAACUGAAACGCUUGAACGACUGGGUUUCUACGAGCCAUUGCGAUGUAAACAGAGCGCACGUGGCUGCAAGCUGCUCAGGGCCACACCCCCACCCUGCUCAGGGCCACAUCCCCACCCUCCUCCUUGACACGCCCACCGAAACAGCGCAUUUGGGGGAAGCUCAAUGUGCGACUGGCUCGGAGUGGCUGUAACUCUGCACCACGGCUGAAUUUCGGGAACGUCGGAAAAGUUGCCCACUAAUACCUAUAUUAAAGAAUACAUAAAAUAGC